AUGUUAAUUGAAACUUCCGUAAAUGAGAAGUAUAUGAAUACGUUGAACUUUGACUGUUUUCCAAAAUCAGUGGGCAAUUUCCAAGAUUCUCCAGAAUUUUUCCAACAGAUUAUAUUUAUUGACUACCAAUUGCAAUCGUUGGUCCAGAAGGAGUUCAAACAAUUGAGUAUUAUACAGUGUCGUAAUGCUUUUGCAAAAAAUGAUUGCUCUUUACGAGGAAGUUUGACUAAUUUACUUCGAUUUGCUGAAUCUCUUGAAAAUUAUAAUGAUAUUCCAAAUACAAGUCAUGAAGAAAAAUUAUACUACGCUGUCAUCAUGACUCAUUUGUAUUACCUCAGCUCACAACCCGAAGAGUUAAUACGUACCAACGAAAAAUUUGAGUCAUCAAUACCAUCAGCUUUACAUUCUACAGCAUAUAUACAUAAUGAUUUCGUUGAAUAUUUGGUUUGCCGUCAGAUAGUGUUAUUAGGUUUGGGCGAUGAACAAGGUAGAUAUAAAUUAUGGGCGGAAUAUUUAAUUUCCUUAAAGAAACCAUUUACGAAAUCCAAUAUAGCUGCUUCACAUUGGUUGGAUGUACUAUUUGGCGAAAUGGCCGUAUUAUUAUCUAGCCAGGAUAAAAAAUUGAUAGCCUUUGACAGCGAUAUUAAAGCUCAAAGUUUUUCAAAAAAUAGCCUUAUGUUGGUUCUGUUCAGUAACUAUUUAAUGAAGAUUGAAAACAGACAUCUUCUUGACGUUGAUUUUAGAGCACAAUUUUCAAAUUAUAUAAAGAUACAUAUCGAGUCCAUUAUCACGAAUGAGCACCAUUUCCCGGAUGCUAGCUCAGAAAACCAUGAUUUAAACUUUUUCGUUUAUAACUUGUACGAAUCGUUGAGUUACGUUCCUAUGAAAUAUCAAAUUUUAAGUGGCCUGUUAUCGAAAAAGUUAUUAAUUAACUUGACCCAAAAAUCGUACCAAAGUCAAAUAAUUUUGAGGACCUUGAUCAAGACAUUGAUUGAUCGGGAAGAAUAUGACGAAGCAUACGCUGCAUUUAAAACCUAUAUUAGCUACAUUGAAAAAGAUCAGGAACAGCAUAAUGGAUACAUACAUGAUGUUUUAUCAAUUAUUGACACAUACUCAAUGUGCAUAUUACGUUUUAAUCCUUUUGAUUCACUUUCUCUUCAAUCUAAUGAUUCGAAGAAGUUCAAAUAUGUUACCCGGGAUCAAAUAUUACAUUCAUUGGAUAAAGGUGCCGUCGAAUUAAAGGGCUAUUUACGUGAGCUUGCAAAUAUCUGCGAUUUGACGUACGACGACUCCCCAAACAGUAGUCAUAUUUCAUUCUUAUAUCUGAAGUAUAACGAUAACGUGAUGCAGGAGGAUAAUUCCAAUUUUAUUAAGCUAAUCUCCAAGUCAUGGUAUUCUUUGGGAUAUUAUUACUACUACCUAUGCAGCUUUGAAUUGCCAAAUUAUGAGACGAUUGAUGCUUAUACCAGUAAAGUUCUCAAAUAUUACAAAAACAGUUUGAUAAUUAAUACCACAGGUAAUAUUUCAUAUUUGUUCAAUUAUGCGUUGGUAUUAUCGUACAAUAGAUCAAUACAACAAGCCAUUAAAUUAUGCAAGUUCAUUUUAAAAAGACACCCGGAAUCAUUCAAGACCUGGAAUUUGUUAGCAUUAUUGCUCAGCUCGUUAGAAACGCAUAGUUCUGGUGAUAAUGCCCAGAACCAGAAACACACGUAUCAAGUUAAUGUCACAAUUGAUGGUAGUAUUAAUGAUACUAUGAACGGUAGUGCCAAUGGAACUGCUGCAUCAAAUAUCCAAGUGACUAAUAUCAGAGAACUGGAAAAGAUCAUUAAUAAUGGUCUCAAUAUUGCUGGUAUAUAUCUUGUUAGAAAUCGCAAAUCCAAUUUGAACCUUACAAAUGAAACUAAGUUUGAUAUAUUGCAAUUAAAAUUAACUCAGCUAUCAAUCUGGGAAUCAACAUAUGGAACUCAUUAUAUUUUAGAAUAUUUGCCGGAAGUUUUCGUAUUAUAUAACGAACUAUUUGAUAUUGAUAUUGAAACCAAUAAGGCCGAUGACGCACAACUUCGAACAAAUAUUGCUAAGUGGUCGCAUCGACCAAGCUUUAUAGAUCCAUCAUCUACUCAAAAUAAUGAUAUUAAACAAGAGAAUCAUUUAUCAAAGGAAAAAAAGUUAGCAAAGGAUAAAAUAAAAAGGAUGUCAAAAAUAUCAAAGUCUAAAGAUAAAAACGAUUAUCCAACUAACGGUACAUCGAAGAAAAAGUUAAAUAUGACAGAAAGAAAAAUUCUACAGGAUAUCUGGGUAUGGGCUAGUAAGAUAUAUUUAAAAAUAGGAUUUUUGGAAGAAGCUGAACAAUGCAUUGUUGAAGCGGAAAGUAUCCAUGAACCAAACACCAAAACUAUUACAAGCUUAGGUUUAAUAUGCUCAUGCAGUAGGAAAUUCUUGGCUCUACAGGAAUUCGAAAGGUCCCUAGAAAUAUUAAAUGAGCCGAUUAACUACUACAAGAAGAAGGAACUUGGUACUACAUUACUAGGAUUGUGUAAAUUAAUCAUUCUUGAUGACAAUAUAGAUAAUUCUUUAUUCAUAUCAACAAAAGAUUUGAGCUCUGGGUUAAUUAGAUUGAAAAACUACUUAGAACAGUUUUCCCAAAGUUGGCCGUUUGGCUAUAACAAUUCUGAAAUCUGGUGGUAUUUGAGCUUGAUUUACGAAAAAAUAGACGAUAAAGUUAUGUUAACUAAAAGUUUGUGGAAAUGUGUUGAAUUAGAAGAUUUUAGACCGGUAAGGGACUUUGAUUGUUGUAGCGAAUUUAUUCCUUAA
Debaryomyces tyrocola is the source of this 2811-nucleotide messenger RNA. The record is from the annotation of a GenBank genome assembly. NCBI's taxonomy places the organism in Eukaryota, Fungi, Ascomycota, Pichiomycetes, Serinales, Debaryomycetaceae.